UGUGUGUGUGAGGGGGAGGAAAUAGAAGGUGGUGUGGCCACUUCCUGGAUUACUGAGGGGAUUUGAGCCGACAGGACAAAGAGGAGGCCAUGAAGCGCCCCGCCGCUGCCGCUCCCGACGGGGGAUGGGGCUGGAUGAUCGUCGCCAGCUGUUUCCUCACCACCAUCUGCACUCGUGCUGUAACAAGGUGCAUCUCCAUUUUCUUUGUGGAGUUCCAGCUACAGUUCUCUCGAGAUUACUCAGGAACGGCUUGGAUCCACUCCAUCGUUGACAGCAUGACCAUGCUCUGUGCUCCGUUGGGCAGUUUCCUUGGGAACCGUCUGUCUCACCGAGCGGCAGUGAUGCUGGGGGGGAUGCUGUCCUCUAUAGGCCUGGUGCUAAGCUCCUUCGCCACCAGUCUAGAGUUCCUCUAUCUCAGUCUGGGCAUUGUCACAGGCAUGGGAUUUGCUCUGAGCUACACCCCAGCUGUGGCCAUGGUGGGCAUGUACUUCAGCAAGAAGAAGGCUCUGGCGUACGGCCUCGCCAUGUCCGGCAGCGGCAUCGGCACGUUCGUGCUGGCCCCCGUUGUCCAGCUGCUGAUCGAGCGCUACUCGUGGAGGGGGGCGCUGCUCAUACUGGGCGGUCUGGUCUCUCACCUGUGCGUCUGCGCCGCGCUCCUGAAGCCGGUGGAGGAGCAGGAACAUCGGAGGGCCGACGAGCCGGAGAAGGGGUACCUGGUGAGCUUACCUGACGCUAAACAAGCCGAUGCUAAGCUAAGACACGUCAAGCUGCCCGACUUGAAGCUUGCGGACGGGAAACCCGUGGGGGAGAUUUUGAAGGAGUUCAAGCAAGCGGACGACUUGCGAGGUUGUACGAAACAACCUGAUUGGAGAUCAGCGGAGGGCAUCCACCUGACGACUGAGAAGUCCGACAUUAUGUACUUUUUGCCAAAGCCAGUGACCCAAAAUCCACGACACACAGACGUUGAACAUGCAGAAAGCAUGCAUGUGAUAAAUGAAAAAUGGGACGAUAUGUGCUUUUCGCCAAUGCAAUUGGAAACAGAUCAAGAAGACCCUGCAGAAUCAAAUACCCAACCAACAGUCACAAAGCUAGAAACUCAAGAUCCACCAAACACAAAGAGCGAGGCAGAGAGCAUGCGUGUGAUUACUGAAAAAUUGGACAAUGUAUCCUUCCACCCAAAGCAUUCUGAAACAAAUCAAGUUGAAGAAGAAAACACCACAAAUGCAAGUACAAAGCCACUGACUCAAUAUCCAACUGGUACAAAAGUCGGACUCUCAAAAUCAGUGGACCCAACACCACCGGCCUUAAUACUAACAGCACUAAAGUCUACCGAUGCUAAGCUAUGUGACUUAGAGUUACAGUGCUCUAAGCUAGUGGAGGCCAGACCCCUGGAGAAGAACUGGGUCUCUCCGGUGGUUCCCGUCAGGACUGGAUGGAGCAGCUGGUGUCGAGUUGUAGAGGGGUGCCACUUCUGCUUACCCCCCACAGAGGAGUACGGCUUCCUGCUGAUGACAGACUUCCUGUUGCUGUCGAUGUCUUUCCUGUUCCUGGCAUACGGCUGCAGUGUGCCCUUUGUCUACCUGGUUCCUUAUGGCCUCAGUGUCGGGGUGAGCCACCAGCAGGCGGCGCUGUUGAUCUCCGUGAUGGGGGUCAUCAGCAUCAUGGGAAACAUCACCUUUGGCUGGAUCACUGACUGGAGCUGUCUGCGUCCGUACCGCAUGGUGAGCUACAUGCUAGCGGUGGGGCUGGAGGGCUUCAGCUGCUUCCUGGUGCCGCUGCUGCACAGCUUCCACCUGCUGGUGCCCUUCGCGCUGCUCUACGGCUACUUCGACGGCGCCUACGUGGCGCUCAUCCCCGUGGUGACGUCGGACAUCGUGGGCUCCUCCUACCUGUCGUCCGCCUUGGGCGUGGUCUACUUCCUGCAUGCCAUUCCGUACCUCAUCAGUCCACCUAUCGGAGGUUGGUUAGUGGACCGAACCGGUUCUUACAUGACCACGUUCCUGCUGAGCGGGUUCUCCAUCAUGUGCAGCUCCGUGGUUCUGGGCUUUGUCUGUCUGCUGCGGCACUGCUGCAGGGAUCACUCCGGAUCCAGUCGAUCCAACGGAUCCAACCAGCCGGAUCUCAUAAAGCCAGCCUUACGCCAAGAUCUCCGAUGCCAGCAUCCUCUGAAGGCACAUCAUGCCAUACAAAAUGUGAUGUCUCAAGACUAGAGCCAUUGUACUUAAAAUGCAGACUUUUUUUUCUGAAAAUUGCUGAAAAGGGAUUUUGAAACAUUUCAUGUCACAGCACAUGAAUUCCACCAGAAAAGCUGGGGUCAUCUCUGGACUUACUUUCUGCACUGUGUUUCUGAGAAGCAUACAAACCCAGUUGGAUAGUGAUGUUUUCUACAAUUGCAGUACCAAAGAACAGAGACCAGAGACUUACAGUAUACACAAGCAACAGCUAGUAUCCAUUUCUAUGAAUAUUAUGCAUAUCAGUAAUAGACACUGUAUCUACUUUGAGUAGUAUACUCAGAACAGUGACAUUAGGUAAUUUUUUGUAUUUAUUUUGUACCUCAGGUUCAUGUGUUUGUUUCACUUUUUUCUAACAAAUGCAAUAGUUGAAGCAGGAGAAAGGGAAUAGUCCCUAUGGAGGACACUGCUAUCUGACUUCAGUAAUAGUGAAGUAAGCAGUCAUGCCCAGUUCACUGAAAAUAAAUAUGGAUACCUGGAUAGUUAGUCACUUGUUUAAGUUGAUUGAGUUGUGAUGUGAAAUUAAAAGAUACAU
Molecule: messenger RNA, 2766 nt
Organism: Sardina pilchardus (European sardine)
Lineage: Eukaryota; Metazoa; Chordata; Actinopteri; Clupeiformes; Clupeidae
Product: monocarboxylate transporter 12-B-like
Exons: 6
Coding region: 90-2210 (706 amino acids)
Biological process (GO): monocarboxylic acid transport; transmembrane transport
Cellular component (GO): plasma membrane
Molecular function (GO): monocarboxylic acid transmembrane transporter activity
Source: RefSeq, a predicted model, not a curated record